UGAUAGUUUUAAGGGAUCCGUUAGCUUCCCUUUUUCCUGUCACGGUGGAAGGUUAACGGUCAAAUCUGGCCACGUGGAACCGUAUGGUUUUCGAAUCUGCUUCCGUGGCGAUUCGAAUUUGAAAAAUCGGUUUCCGACAGUUAUAAUCCCCACCUCACCUCCUCCUCUCCGUCGUCCUACCAAAACGCCAUCGUGUACUUCCGUUGCUCGCUCGUCCCUCCCACCCGGCCAUGGCAGCGGUCGCUCACAAGAAGGGAAGGAGCCGGAAGGCGCUGAAGAACUUCUCGCCGAGCGACAUCAACAUCUCUGCCGGCGAAUCCUCGUCCCCGCUUGGCGAAGUCGCCAAGGAGAGCCAACAAGGCGUCUCCCUGCUCGUCUCGCCGAAGAAGUCCAGGAAAGCCCCUUACAAGCCGAGGUCAUCGGCAGCAGCCGAUGAGUCCUUCGCGGACGAGUUGCAAGAACUGCAUGGGAGGCUGCAGCAGCUCCGGCUGGAGAAGGAGAAGACGGAGGAGCUCCUGAAGCAACGCGACGAGAUGCUGAAGCGGAAGGACGAGGAGAUCGAGAACCGCGGCAAGGAACAGCAGCGGCUGCAGGAGGAGCUCAAGAAGCUCCAGAAACUGAAGGAGUUCAAGCCGACGAUGAGCUUUCUCCUUGUCAAGUCUCUGAGAGAGGAAGGUCAAGAAAAGAUUGAUAAGAAGAAGAAAAACAAGGACAAGACCCGCGGCUAGAAGAUCAAGAAGCCGUUGCCUGCGUACAUCGCAUGGUGCAAAGAUCAGUGGAAUGAGGUGAAGAAAGCCAACCCUGAUGCUGACUUCAAAGAGAAAUCCAAUGUGCUGGGAGCGAAAUGGAAGGCGCUGAGCGCCGAAGAGAAGAAACCCUACGAAUACAAGUACCAGCGGGAGAAGGAGGCCUACUUGCAGGUGAUGAGGCGGAAGAAGCGUGAGAUCGACACGAUGAAGCUCCUGGAGGAAGAGCAGUUGCAGAAGACAGUCAUGGAGUUGCUGCAGCAGUACCUGCAGUUCAAACAGGAAACUGACAAAGAGGGCAAGAGGACGAGGAAAGAGAAGGAUCCUUUGAAGCCAAAGCAUCCGAUGUCAGCUUUCUUCUUGUUCUCGAAAGAACGGCGUGAAGCUCUGCUACGAGAGAACAAGAAUGUUCUUGAGAUCUCUAAGAUAUCAGGAGAGGAAUGGAAGAACAUGGCAGGAGAGCAGAAAGCACCCUACGAGGAGGAACCGACUCAUGGAAGAACGACCGGGCAUCGCCUAUUCUACCUUGAACGCUAUGGUCUCAGUGAAAUGGAAGGCCACGCAACCCGCGGUAGAUGCAGUUGCUUCUUCCGUCACCGUCCGCUUCCCAACAAUGCACUUGAAAGUCCAUGCGGAGUCCAACAGGGUACACAGACACCGAGCUUAGAAGAUGAUGGAUAUCGAGGACCACA
Musa acuminata AAA Group (dessert banana) is the source of this 1438-nucleotide messenger RNA. Its product is annotated as high mobility group B protein 6-like. NCBI's taxonomy places the organism in Eukaryota, Viridiplantae, Streptophyta, Magnoliopsida, Zingiberales, Musaceae. Bases 231 to 728 code for a protein of 165 amino acids. The transcript is spliced from 8 exons. The record is from RefSeq and is a predicted model, not a curated record. Gene Ontology annotation, molecular function: DNA binding.